Messenger RNA from Papilio machaon (common yellow swallowtail), 1752 nucleotides. RefSeq names its product 5-hydroxytryptamine receptor 1A-alpha. The record is from RefSeq and is a predicted model, not a curated record. Bases 135 to 1598 code for a protein of 487 amino acids. Gene Ontology annotation, molecular function: G protein-coupled receptor activity. Gene Ontology annotation, biological process: G protein-coupled receptor signaling pathway. The transcript is spliced from 2 exons. Gene Ontology annotation, cellular component: membrane. Lineage: Eukaryota; Metazoa; Arthropoda; Insecta; Lepidoptera; Papilionidae.
GCCAAGCGAGAAAGACGCGAUCACAUCGAUCAGCGUGUUCUCAAAACUUUACGCGAAACUAAACUGCAGUUAUAAAUUGAACUGAGAGUGUUAGAUGAGUGCGUAGUGUUCAAGUGUAGAGUGAUGACUUUUGAAUGGAUCGAUCGGCAUCUUUGUCUCCUGGACGUGCUUUAAUGUCAGAGGGGAUGGAAUCUAAAGACCGGCUUGUCGAAGAAAUCUUGCUGCUUGCACUCUUUAUUGUGUCGACUGCGGCCAAUUCCUUGGCGUUGCUGGUCUUCUGUCGACGACCUGGUUUAAGGACUAUUUCCAAUCGGUUUGUAAUAAAUCUAUUGGCGACGAAUCUAUUGACGACGUGCCUGCUGGCGCCCGCGCUGUUUGGCGAGCACUCGGCGAGAGGGGGCCCGGGCGCAGCUACGUGGGCCGAGGCGGGUGAUAGCGCAGCGGCGGCCUGCGGCUUGGCUGCGCUGCUCGCAGUCACGCUCAUCGCGCUCGACCAGCACCACGCCGUCACCGACCCACUGCGUUGUCACACGCGUCUGCUGCAGCGUCGUCCCGCCGCUCUCUGUGCUGCCGCCUGGCUGGCAGCUGCGCUCGCCGCCGCAGCGCGCUCCGCCCUUGCCAUAGCGCACCAUCUGCGCCCGAACCAACCCGCUUUGCAAGUGUUCGAGCUCACAUACUACGUCGUCUACCUGCUGCUGGGCGUCAUCGUCCCCAUCACAGUUGUUUGCGUCAUGUACGCGAGGAUCUAUCGCGCGGCACGCUCCUCUGGACUGCGGGCGCGCGCUCACGGCGCCAGCGCUCUGCAGCUGCACGAGCCACCUGUCAUUUUGCCCGACCUCGUCGAGGAGGGCGAGGGCCUAACCCUAAAAAUAGACGAACGAGAUGGCCCCACCGUUGAGACCGACCGCAAAUUCGGACCUUUCCUGCUGCCCCCAGAACGUCCGGUCCGGUGUCCGUCCGUCGCCAGCUUGCGCGCCUCGAGGAGGGACGGCAAGUCGACAGAGGAUUUGAGGAAGGGCCUGCCCGCGGUGAGCUCGGCACCUUUACUCGCCGCGCCGCUGCUGGCCGUACAGCGCGCGCCACAGCCGGCCACGAGCGGAUCGCGGAUCACCUCAAUCCGUUGCAGAAUCUCUAACGCCUCCCUGUUCCGGUACCGCGAGGAGUCUCGCGCGGCACGCGUGGGGUUGCUGACCGGGGCGCUGGUGAUGCUGCACGUGCCGCACGCGGUGACCGCGCUGCUGUCGGCGGCGGCGCCGGGCUUGGGCGCGGCAGCGCGCACGCCCGCGCUCGCGCUGCUACUGCUCGCCUCGGCCGCCUCACCCUUCCUGUUCGCGCUGCGAUCACGGCGAGUGCAGCGCGAAGCGCGCCGACUGCUGCUGCCGCAGAAGAGCGGCUGGGAGCGCACGGGCGCAGCGAAUUCGGCUGUGGCUGACGGGCAGCGCGCGCGUGCCGCGCUCGACCUGCUGCGCACGCUAUCCCCGGGCGAGGGUGAGGGCGAGGCGGGGGAAUGCGCGGCGGGCGGCGGUCCGGAGGCCGCGUGCCGCGGCUCCUUCAGCUCUGGCGGCAGCACGCAGCUGUCGUCGGCCUCGGAGGAGUGACCGGGAGCGAGGGGCGCGCGUGUCCGCUUCGCCCCGCGCGCACGCCCCACCGCACUACUCAUCUGUGAUACUAGGAUAAGUCGAGCCGCACUCGGCGCCACCGUCAGACUGAUUUAGCCGUUAAGUUAAUUUAUUGUGUCCAUGUACCUUGCCG